CUUGGGGCGAAACUCUGGUAAUACGGUGGUAUAUUGCGUUGACGAUGCCAAAAGUGAAUAGAAAAGAGUUGCUGGUGGGCUAGGCAAGCCCCUUAAAUAAUGGGAUGGAGUCUACGGAUCUACGCAGAGGUGCUUCUGUCUAUGUACGAACAAAGAAUGGAGCCGGUCCGUUCCGCUUGCGUGCUGACAUCGCUCUGACGGCAUCGGUUCGCUUCACCCUGCCAUUCAUCAGCCUGUCUCUCCUGAAAGUAAGCGUUGCCGGAUCUGCAGCGGGAGGCUCCGGAGCGGCGUUCCGCGCUACAACUCUAAAUCCAUCUAUCGAGAACUCGCCAGGUCUGCCAUCCUUCUUCUUUGACUUUUUUCGUGACCCUGCACCAUCGUCGUCCCCACUUAGCCGCGUGUGCUUUCCCAAAGACUUUUGCGCGGUUGCUUUAAUCUCCUCCUCCGCCUCGUCCAACUCCUCCGCAGCUUUCAACAGCUCGUCCGGCAGCCGUGUGAUUCGCUCCGCCAGUUUCGAUUUCUUUUCUGUUUGUUGCGCUGCGAGGCGUUCGUUUAUAUCCCGACGCUUCUUUCGCUCCUCAGUCUUUUGCUUCUUCUCCAGUUCCUUGGCUGCAGCAGCGGCAUUCAAAGCGCGUUCACGAGCGGCGGCGACCGAAACAGCCUCAGGCUCCGCCUCGGCUUCUUCAUUCUCCUCCUCUUCUUCGUCAGAGGAGUACGCAAUCUCGUCAGAGUCAUAUUGCUCCUCCGUGGCCUUCGUCUCUUCCACCGCCUCUUCGAUGGGUGUCUCGUCGGUUGACUGUGAUGACUCCUCUGCUUCUGCUGCUUCUACUCCUGCUGGCGAUUCUUCCCGCUCCUCCACCUGUUCCCGCUCUUCGACGGUGGUCCUCUUUCGAUUUCUCAACUGCAUUGCGGUUGCCUUCGGUAAGAUACUGUACAAUACAAAUGUAAAUUGGAAGGUAUCACUUGCUUGGUUUGCCGUUGUCAAAACCGAGUUCAGAAUUGGAACUUGAAGCCUCGAACUUAAUUGCGUUGUCACGUGUAAUCC
Molecule: messenger RNA, 1045 nt
Organism: Fimicolochytrium jonesii
Lineage: Eukaryota; Fungi; Chytridiomycota; Chytridiomycetes; Spizellomycetales; Powellomycetaceae
Exons: 3
Coding region: 105-1010 (301 amino acids)
Source: RefSeq, a predicted model, not a curated record